ACGCCUUUGAUAACGUCCCUCGAAAAAGAGACUGAUUCACUGUAUAAUGGGAUCACAGGACCAAUUCGUUGCUGGGUCACUACUUUUCUUUUGACGUGUAGGACCCAACGGAUACUACAGGACGGAGCGCAGAGCAACAGGGGAUCCGGCUCUGAAAUUCCUGCUGAAUUCUUGGCUUCAAAUCGAAACUCCGGCGAAAUGGAGGUGAAACCCAGCGAAUGUCUGGUUUGCCUCGACAGAUACAACGAAAGGAAAAGGCCGAGAGUUCUGCCGUGUGGCCACCUGUUCUGUUCAUCUUGCAUCGAGAACGUUCAGGAGUCGUGGUUGGUCACGUGCCCUUGCUGCCGUACCACCCACCCCGCCUCGGGAGUGGAUGAUUUCCCCAUCGUGUUUGCGGUGGAGGAUCUUCUGAGAGAAACCGACGCUCGCAGCGCGGACGCCAUGUUGCCCAGAGGGCGAGGGUCGAAGAAGCUGGAGGAGCUGAGAGAGGGGCAAGCGAUUGCCGUUCAGGAGUCUGCCUCCAAGUGCGCGGACUUGCUCUCUCAGAUGGUGGAGUUCAAGGGUACGCUCUACAGGUGGACGUUCGAGCACGAGGCCCUCAUGAAGAGGCUCAAUGACGUCAUCGUUCAUCACAAAACGGUGCACCGAAUGCUAAAAAGGGAGACGGAUUUAGUGGACAAGCUUUACACCGAAGGUCGGACGAAGCAAAGGCAGCUGAUAGCGCUGGGAGAAACCCUCCACGGGGCAGAAACCCCGCAGGAGGCGGCCACAUCCAUUCACGCCGCCGACGACCUCCAGGACGAAGCGGAAAAUUGGCUCCGGAAAUGUCUCAAACAAUUUCCGGAAGCGAACACAGUCCGCAGAUCCAUCCAGAUCCGCGCGAUCACCGAGAAGGCCUUGGAUGUGGUAGACAACGAGGCAGACUAUGCAACACUCUGCGACGAGAUACUUGCCAAUGCAACGGCAGACGCCUCUGAGGAAGCGGCAGACGCCUCUGGAGACGCGGCAGACGCCUCUGGGGAAGCGACAAACGCCUCUGGGGAAGCGGCAGACGCCUCUGGGGAAGCGGCAGGUGGCGCUGACGAAGGACAAGAAUUCACCAACCUUCUCGACAAAUUUGCGAUGCAGAAAGUCGAGUCUCGUACGGAUUUGACGAUCCUGGAUCUUUUCGAGAGGUCCCCGCGGGUGAUGGAACUCCUGGAAGAUUGGAGGAUUUAUGCCAUUCAGAAGCACCAGGGGCGCCUCCGCUCAGCCAAGAUAACAGUGGCAAAAGGGCAAUUCCUUCUCCACCACCUCACAAACAAGCGCCAUACCUUGGACUCCAGCCCCCUCAUGCACAAGGAUGUGAUGUCCUGCCUGGACCCUGACACCAUCGUGGCCUUCUUAGUCCUGAAGUGGAGUCCCGGCUUUCCGUAUCGGGUCCACUUCCGCGUGAAUCUCAGGAUGGCCGCGGGGAAGCAGUUCGCCAUGCUCUGCACGGGCGAGAAAGGGCCGUGCUAUGCGAACAGCACUCUGAUGCGUACUGCUGCGGAAGGGGAAGAGGGAGACAGCGCGAGGAGAGGCGAUUGCGACAGCAGCAGAGGCUUUCCCAUCGCGCAUCGACUGUCCUUCUGGAGGAAGAACACGAUGACGGCCGUGCAAGAUUCUUGCGUCAUGCUCGUUGCCAUGGACGGGGUGCAACUGGGGAUCGCACAUAAAGGAUAUUUAUCGAACCAAAGGUUCAAAGCGUUUGGUGAAGUGGAGAGUGGAUUGGAAGCUCUAAUGUCAGUGAAUGAUUUGCCCGAUGGUACCACUGUCACGAUAGAAAACUGUGGUAUUGUGUUACCGAUGUAGGCAGGCAAAGAAUUCAGUGUCCCUUGUCUCCAUCGAAGUUAGAAACGAAUCUCGACGGAUUGUCUUCUCACGGGAGCGAGUUCCAUAGCCUGGAGUAGAGUCGCCAUCUACAAUUUCUGGCACAUCAGGCUGAGUGUAAGUCAAAACCAUAUAGCUUUUUAUGUAACAGUCAAUAUGGUGUCGGUAAGUUAUAUUCCGAUAGAACAAUGCAGUAUUUCCUUUAAUUACAUAUUAUUUAUGAAGGAUCUGAUAAAUGGAAAUAAUGAAGUACAAAUCGGGUAAAUAGGUCUCAUCGUAAAAUGCCGUUAGCAUGUAAAACCAUAACAUUAUUGCCAUGUGUUAUAGGAAGGUGAGAUCUUAGUUAAAGAAGUCCACGGGAGGUUCAGUGCAAUAAACAAGAUCUUACCGAUGUCUUUGUAAAUGUAUAUCAGUGUAAUAGAUCCUAGUAAAUGUGUAGUUAUGUUUUUUUUUUGCAAAUACGCGUUGUUUGGUGUCAAAGAUAAAGCUAAUGUUCUUAAUUGCAAUGAACUGUUUUGUGUGUGUGUGUGUGUGUGUGUGUGUGUGUGUGUGUGUGUUUGUGUGUUUGUGUGUGUGUGUGUGUGUGUGUGUGUGUGUGUGUGUGUGUGUGUGUGUGUGUGUGUGUGUGUGUGUGUGUGUGUGUGUGUCUUGUCUGUCUGUCUGUCUGUCUGUCUGUCUGUCUGUCUGUCUGUCUGUCUGUGUCUCUUCAGAUGAUUGUGUAUUUCUUUCUCAUUCUGAUAAUGCAUAGCAGAAGGAAAUAUCAGCGAGUUGAUACUGUCAUCACAAUGUACCCAUUGUGAUGUAAAGCUGAAACUGUGCCGAGGGCACAGUUUCAGCUUUACUAGCAUACUGAUGAGAAGCUUCAGGUAUGGUAGUUUAAGAAUUUGUCUCUGCUAAUGUUGUGGAGUACAUUUUUUUUUUCUUUACUCUUGGCGUGUGUUUUCCUAUUAUGUACUCCUCCUUUAUUUUGUAAUGAUAUGUUCCAGGAAUAAAAUAAGAAAUUA
Messenger RNA from Penaeus chinensis, 2855 nucleotides. RefSeq lists its product as uncharacterized. Gene Ontology annotation, molecular function: ubiquitin protein ligase activity. The record is from RefSeq and is a predicted model, not a curated record. The transcript is spliced from 6 exons. The coding region runs from base 199 to 1833 and encodes 544 amino acids. Gene Ontology annotation, biological process: protein ubiquitination. Lineage: Eukaryota; Metazoa; Arthropoda; Malacostraca; Decapoda; Penaeidae.